GGUGUCAUCGACAUAAGAGAUGUCGUUUCUAGUCUAUCUCUUUCUAUUUCUAUAUUUAUAUAUGGAAAGUUAAAGUUAAAAAAUCAUCAUAUAAUAAUCCAGAAAUUGCAAUACAAACGAAAAAGGGAGGUUUGUGAUGAUUUUUCAAUCUUUUCUACUAGGUAAUCUAGUAUCCUUAGGCAUGAAGAUAAUCAAUUCGGUCGUUGUGGUCGGACUCUAUUAUGGAUUUCUGACCACAUUCUCCAUAGGGCCCUCUUAUCUCUUCCUUCUCCGAUCUCAGGUUAUGGAAGAAGGAGAAGAAGGAACCGAGAAGAAGGUAUCAGCAACAACUGGUUUUAUUAUGGGACAGCUCAUGAUGUUCAUAUCGAUCUAUUAUACGCCUCUGCAUCUAGCAUUGGGUAGACCUCAUACAAUAACUGUCCUAGCUCUACCCUAUCUUUUGUUUCAUUUCUUCUGGAACAAUCACAAACACUUUUUUGAUUAUGGAUCUACUAGCAGAAAUUCAAUGCGUAAUCUCAGCAUUCAAUGUGUAUUCCUGAAUAAUCUCAUUUUUCAAUUAUUCAACUAUUUCAUUUUACCAAGUUCAACGUUAGCCAGAUUAGUCAACAUUUAUAUGUUUCGAUGCAACAACAAGAUGUUAUUUGUAACAAGUAGUUUUGUUGGUUGGUUAAUUGGUCACAUUUUAUUCAUGAAAUGGGUUGGAUUGGUAUUAGUCUGGAUACAGCAAAAUCAUUCUAUUCGAUCUAAUAAGUACCUUGUGUCAGAAUUGAGAAAUUCUAUGGCUCGAAUCUUUAGUAUUCUCUUCUUUAUUACCUGUGUCUACUAUUUAGGCAGAAUGCCGUCACCUAUUUUUACUAAAAAACUGAAAGAAACCCCAGAAACGAAAGAAAGUGAGGAAGAAACAGAACAGGAAGAAGAGGGAUUCACCGAAGAAGAUCCUUCUCCUUCCCUUUUUUCGGAAGAAAAGGAGGAUCCGGACAAAAUCCAAAUCGAUGAAAUGGAAAAGAUCCGAGUGAAUGGAAAGGACAAAACAAAGGAUGAAUUCCACUUGCACUUAAAAGAAGCAUGCUAUAAAAAUAGCCCAACUUCGUUAGAAAUACUUAAAGAAGAAAAGAAAAACUUCUUCGGGUUUGAAAAAUCCCUUCUUUUUCUUCUUUUCGACUAUAAACGUUGGAAUCGUCCAACGCGAUAUAUAAAAAACAAUCGAUUUGAAAAUGCGGUAAGAAAUGAAAUGUCACAAUAUUUUUUUUAUACAUGUCAAAAUGAUGGAAAACAAAGAAUUUCUUUUACAUAUCCACCCAGUUUAUCAAUUUUCUGGGAAAUGAUACAAAGAAAGAUUUCUUUGGAUACAACAGAAAAAUUCUUAUAUGAUGAUGAACUAUCCAAUAAUUGGAUUUCUACAAAUGAACAAAAAAGAAACAGUUUAAGCAAUGAAUUAAAUAAUAGAAUUACGGUUCUAGACAAAGACAUUUUUUAUAUAGAUGUACUCGAUAAAAAAACAAGAUUAUGCUUAGAAAACAAAAAUGAUAAAACUAAAAGGGAAUUUUUGAAAAAAAUACAUGAUCCAUUAUUAAUGGGAUCCUAUCGUGUUUUAAUAAAAAAAAUGGUUUCACCCUUUAUAAAUAUAAAUGAAACUACAGUGAAUAAUUUAAUUGAUAAAUUUUUUAUAAAUAAAAUUCAUAAUGUUUUACUUAAUGAUUCCAAUUAUCAAGAAUUUGAACUUAAAAAACCAAAAAUGAGUCAAUUUGAUGGAGACUCAACAUUCAAUCAAAACAAAAAUUUGUUAUUUUCCGAACAAGAACAAAUUAGUUCAGAAAAUAAAGAAAGAUUUUUCAAUUUUUUAAUUGAUACAACCACAGCAUAUGCGUUUACUCAACCAAUUUCAAAAAGAAUAAACGAAAUAAGAAAAAAAGUUCCUCGUUGGUCACACCAAUUAAUUAACGAGCCCGAACAAUAUGAAAGAGCACUUGAAAAAGACGUGGUGCUGGAUUAUGAAAUCCGCACAAGGCAAUCGAACCCUGUAGUGAUUUAUACGACUAAGCAAGAUAAUAACGAUGCAGACGAAGUGGAUUUGACACAGUAUGCCCAACAAUCUGAUUUUCGUCGAGAUAUAAUCAAAGGUUCCAUGCGUGCUCAAAGACGUAAAAUUCUUAUUUUGGAAUUGUUUCAAGCAAAAGUACAUUCGCCACUUUUUUUCAACCGAACAAAGGAAGCCUCUUUUUAUUCUGUGUAUGUUGUUACACUUAUUAGACGAGUUCAAAGGUAUAUGAGAAAAAAACCAGAAAUUCCACUUUCUCAACAGGAAAAAUUAAAGGAACAAGAAGUAAAGAAAGAAGAAUUAGCGGAAAAAAAAUUAGAAGAAUUUCUAUUAACGCAAAAGGAAGAAAAAGCAAAACUAGAAGAAGAUAAACAAAUAAAAGUAGCCGAAACCUGGGAUACCGUCCCGUUUGCUCAACUAAUAAGGAGUUUGAUGUUAAUGACUCAGUCCAUUUUUAGAAAAUAUAUUUUAAUUCCUUUAUUGAUAAUAGCAAAAAAUAUUGUUCGUCUACUAUUAUUCCAACGUGCUGAGUGGUCUGAAGAUUUCGAUGACUGGAGUAAAGAACGACAUAUUAAAUGUACCUAUAAUGGUGUUCAAUUAUCAGAAACCGAAUUUCCUCAAGACUGGUUAACAGAUGGUAUUCAGAUAAAGAUAGUAUUUCCUUUCUAUCUAAAACCUUGGCACACAUCCCGAGAUCUAAUAAAAAAACAAAAUCAACCAGAUGAUUAUUGUUUUUUAACAGUUUUCGGAACAGAAACUGAGAAAUCC
Messenger RNA from Amaranthus tricolor (Joseph's coat), 2806 nucleotides. Its product is annotated as protein TIC 214-like. The record is from RefSeq and is a predicted model, not a curated record. Gene Ontology annotation, cellular component: membrane. The transcript has a single exon. The annotation marks the transcript as partial. Lineage: Eukaryota; Viridiplantae; Streptophyta; Magnoliopsida; Caryophyllales; Amaranthaceae.